This is a messenger RNA of Toxotes jaculatrix (banded archerfish), 5004 nucleotides long. RefSeq names its product phosphatase and actin regulator 4a (gene phactr4a). Gene Ontology annotation, biological process: neural crest cell migration; actin cytoskeleton organization. Bases 365 to 3754 code for a protein of 1129 amino acids. The record is from RefSeq and is a predicted model, not a curated record. Gene Ontology annotation, molecular function: actin binding. The transcript has 15 exons. NCBI's taxonomy places the organism in Eukaryota, Metazoa, Chordata, Actinopteri, Toxotidae.
UCCCACCGAGUUAAUGUGCAACACCUUUUGACAGCAAAAGGUAAAGAAAGAGGUUUUAAAUACUAUAUUUAACUUCUCUUGGCAUUUGGUAUAAAGUUCAGGCGAUGCUUCAAUGCUUUAUUUAAUUCGCCUGCGUCAAAAAGUUACUUUUGUGACUUUAUUUGGGUCAGAAGGUAGUUAGUGAAGCUAGUUCCGCCUUGCUUUCUCUCAGUGAUGGACAGCAGCGACAAGUGUCAAAAGUAAGCAGGGGUCAACGAGACACAGGGAAAACACGUCUCCUGCUUUUCGGAUACUUACCUCACAGUGGGAUUUGAGUGGUCACUAGAAAAGGAACUGCUGACUGCUGUGUCACUGUGACACUGUGAUGGAAAAUCCUGAUGAUGACGUUGAUCUGCAACACAGCACAGCAGGGGGUGAAGAAGGAAUCUCUGGUGGGGGGACACCACCAACCAAGCGCAAAGGCAAGUUCUCCAAAAUGGGAAAGAUCUUCAAGCCCUGGAAGUGGAGAAAGAAGAAGCCGAGUGAGAAGUUCACUGAAACAUCGAUAGCUUUGGAAAGAAAGAUUUCUGUUAGAAAAAGUCGCCAAGAGCUGAUUGCAAGAGGAGUUCUUAAGGACAUCCCAGAAAAUGAGAGCAAUGAAGUGAACCACUCUAAACCUCCACCAGUGAAAAAUGGACACCCCGUGCCAAUGGACGUGGACAGGGUGUCGGAAGCUGGGGCGCGAGUGUCUCGAGGGGAAUCUGACACAAAGAUGAAUCCCCUCAGGCUGCCCCAGGGAGAUGAACGUCAGAGCAGAGCACCGUCCGAUGCCUCCCGAAGUAAUCGAGCACCUCUGGAUGUGGACUCUCAUGCACGGCUUUCUGUGGAUGUAGACAGAAGAAGCCGUCUGCCAUCAGAUGUCGAUAAGAGAGGAGGAUCUUUACCCCGAGGACCUCCUCAAGACGAUAGAUACCGCAGAGAAGAGAGGAGAGAUGGAAAAGAUGACAGAGAAGACAGAGGAAGAAAGGACAGGGAAGAUAUAGAAAGAAGGGACUGGCGAGAGGAAAGGGAAAGGGAUGGGGUAGUUGACCGGCGGGAAGACAGAGACCCCAGAGAAAGGCGAGAAUGGAGAGAUGACCGAGAGAGAUGGAGAGAUGAAAGGACAGACCGGGAGAAUAGGGACAGGAGAGAUCAUGACGAGAGGCAACGGAGAGAUCGGGAUGAGAGGGAAAGGAGGGAUCGAGAUGAGAAGGAACGAAGAGACCGUGAGGAAAGAGAGCGGAGAGAUCGAGAUGAGAGGGAAAGGAGGGAUCGGGAUGAGAAGGAACGAAGAGACCGUGAGGAGAGAGAACGGAGAGAUCGGGAUGAGAGGGAAAGGAGGGAUCGGGAUGAGAGGGAAAGGAGGGAUCGGGAUGAGAAGGAACGAAGAGACCGUGAGGAGAGAGAACGGAGAGAUCGGGAUGAGAGGGAAAGGAGAGAUCGAGAUGAUAGAGAGAGGAGGGACCACAGAGACAGGAGAGAAGAUAGGGAUCGGCGGCUUGAGAGGGAUAGGAGAGAGAACCGAGAUGACAGAGAAGAGGGGGAUAGGAAAGACGUGCGAGCAGAAAGAGAUGAUAGAGACAGAAGAGAUGAUAGAGAUAGAAGAGAUGACAGAGACAGGCGAGAAGACAGGGACAGGAGAGAGGACAAGGACAGGUGGGAUGACUGGGCCAAGAGAAAUGAAAGAGAGCGACGAGAAGAGCGGGAAAAGAGGGAGGAGAAGGAGAGAAGAGAAAAGCCGGAUGACCCGCGGCCUAUAGUCAGGCCUGUCUCUGAGAUGGACUUGAGGCCUAGUCUACAGAAGAGCUCCUCAGAGGACAACAAGAAAGUCCGUCCUGCGUCAGAGGCUGACCGGAGGAGUACGCUGCCCAGAUACACCCCAUCUGUAGAGUUCAGAGAGCGCUCAGAAUCUGCUGCUGUCCGCUUUGCCCCUGACCCUCAUCCAACGCAAGACUCACAGCAGGAACCUCCCCCACCCAAACAAGCGCUGCUUCCCCCCAAAUUCCUGACUGCUCCUUCCGCUGAGUCCGGCAGGAGUCCAACCCCCCCCUCCUCCUCAUCCUCAUCCUCCUCAUCCUCGUCCUCGUCCUCUGCUCCUAUCUCUGUGGUCAAGCCUCCAAGGACUGUCUCCCUAAUAGCUGAUGAUCCACCUCGACCCCCCCUUGCUGCUCCUUCCUCAGCCGACUCUGACGCACCACCCCCAGUCCCUCCCCAUGCCAAGCAGCCUCCUGUCCCUCCACCCAAACCCACCAACCGCAACAGCAACCCUGCAGUACUCGCUUCCUCAUUGAACAGGGGCUCUAAGGCCAGGCAGCCUUGUUCCUGGACCAGCUGGAGACGUCAGAGCGAGCUCGGCCUCUACCUUUCUCUACCUGUGUACCUGCGGCACAGGGCUGGAGCGGAGCUUUCACAGCCUGGCAGCGGUGUCAUCGUAGUCCCAGCACCCGCUAAGCGCUCUCCACCCACCCCACCAAAGAGGAUGACCCCUGUCACCAAGCGCCACUCUGUGGAUCCUACCCCUCCCAGUCAGGUUCCAGAGUCUGCCUCCACUGACCUGGCUCCCGCGCCUGCACCGGCGCACCCUGCUGUCCUUAAAGGAGAUAACAGCGAAGACAAAACAAAUGCAGCUGCUCCUCAGACCUCCACCGACCCUCUGCCUUCACCGCCGUCCCACAUUCCUCCAUCCCCUCCCAGGGUUCAGUCGCUCCAGCCACCCGCCAACACCUCCUCUGGUCCUGUCCCCACAGUGCAAGCGGAUCCCCCCAGCCCGACCACUGAGCCUCCCAGCCAGCCUCCAGCCAUCCCCCUACACAUCCUCAUCCAGAGAGCUCUUGCCAGCCCCGGCCCAGUUCAGCCAAAUCCAGACGGUUCCCAGAGGGCACACUCACUACUAUUUGAGUCUCCUCCAGAUUUCCUCACCGAGGCGGGGGGUAACUCACGGCAUUCUCUCCCUAUCACCAUUGAACCUCUCAGGCUGCCCGAAGACGAUGACUUUGACAUGGAGGAAGAGAUGCGGAAGCUGCAGCCGCGGAGGCCUCCCCGCCAGCCGGAGCUGGAGCCCCGCAGCAGGAGGGGUUUGGUCGGCGACCCCAGAGUCAGCGUCAUCCCUGAGGGCGGAGGCCCCGGCGACAGCGAGGAGGAGUCUGACUCUGACGGCCCCAUCCUGUACAGAGAUGAUGAUGAUGAGGACGACGACGAUGAGGAAGGCCCUCCAAGUGGUCUGGCGAGUCGAGUGAAGAGGAAGGACACGUUAGCCCUGAAGUUGGAGAGACAGGAGAGACAAGAGAGAGAUGAGAGGGAAGCUCAGGAGAACUACGACGGCAUGAGCUGGCAGAACAGGGAGCAGUGGGUGGCAGUGAGGAACAAGAUCGGCACUACACUGACACGGCGGCUGAGUCAGAGGCCCACAGCAGAGGAGCUGGAGCAGAGAAACAUUCUUCAGGCCAAGAAUGAAGCGGAUCGACGAUUAGAGAGAUGCGAGAUCAAACGGAGGCUCACCAGAAAGCUGUCCCAGAGACCCACAGUGGCUGAGCUCCAGGCGAGGAAGAUCCUCCGCUUCCACGAAUACGUCGAGUCCACCCACGCCCACGACUAUGACCGGCGAGCAGAUAAACCGUGGACAAAGCUCACUCCUGCUGACAAGGCUGCCAUUCGCAAGGAGCUCAAUGAAUUCAAGAGUUCAGAGAUGGAGGUCCACGAAGAAAGCAGGAUCUAUACCCGGUUCCAUCGGCCUUAGCUGUCUUUGCUAAUCGGUAUAGCACUUAGACUGGGAGCAGAGAGGCGGAACAAGCCCUUCUCCCCACUAUGAGCUGAACAUGUGGUCCACUUGGUUUGUCUUUUUUUUUUUUUUUUUUAACUGACUGCCUGCUAAACUGCAUCAGCUGAAGAUGCUGCUGACGCUGAUAAACUGGAACCAAAGUGAAAGAAGCCACACACAGUUCAACCACGGCUGGUUCUCAAACAUACUCCAGUUCUUAGUCUGUGGAAUUCAGGACAGGAGGAGUUUGUUUUGCUCGUGGUGCCAACACUAAAAGAGUGAGGAAUCCCUCCUCCAUCCCACUGCUGUGGGCUCAGAGAGAGAGAGAGGGAGUUCAACUGAACUGAAAGGGUGACUCUUCGGAGGGUUAUCACACUGCCUCCCUCAGAGGAAACCGCUCUCACCAUGCCUUUACCUGCCUUCGUGAUAUAAUUUCUCCCUCCCUUUCAGAACAGAGACUAUGCACACAAUGAGAUAAUUGCGGUUCCUGUUAGCACUGAUGGUGUUACCACUGAAUGAAUCCAGAGUCUGUUUAAACACUGUGUACAUGUGCAUGUUUGGUUUGGUCUGCCCUAAAGGUGCCACGCGGCACUGGCCUUACUGUACUACUCACGAGAUCUAACACACUGAUGUAACUUAAACUUUAGACAAAAUGUGAAAGAUGUUGGGACAGCAGUGUGUUUCUUAUUUAAACCUCAGUCGUAGCUUCCUUUGAAUCAACCGCUGAGCUCUGAUUCUGAUCCACUCUCCUGAAGUGUGCAUUUUACUGUAUUUUCUUGAUCAUUUAGGUGAUUCUCAUGGAGAACAUAUCACUAAAUUAUCUUCUAAUAAGGCACCUUAUGUUCCUUAAUUGGGUGUAUAGAAAAUUGAAAAGUUUUGAGCCUCAAAUUCUUUGUUAAUAAUAAUUGAAUUAUUGAAGCAGGAAAAUAUACAUAAUAUACAUAUCUUAUUUUCCUAGCUGUUUUAUGGUACUUUAUAUGUGUAAGUCAAUAGAUGGCUGCAAGUGUAUAGAUCAAUAUGUAGAUUUGAUUAACUUUAUAACUUUAUAUUGUAUAUCUACAGUAAUGCUGACACGUUUUAAUUGUAAAGUGUUUCUCAAAUGUUAUUUUCAAGUAGUAAUGGUACAAAAUUCCUUUUUUUUUUUUUUUUUUUGAUACAGAGAUCUUUAAACUUUUUGCAACCACACUGUAUAAAUGAGCAAUCCACUCAGAAAUUAAAAUAAUCUGUGA